Messenger RNA from Sebastes umbrosus (honeycomb rockfish), 5516 nucleotides. Its product is annotated as dystrobrevin beta-like. Gene Ontology annotation, biological process: synaptic signaling. Gene Ontology annotation, cellular component: synapse; plasma membrane. NCBI's taxonomy places the organism in Eukaryota, Metazoa, Chordata, Actinopteri, Perciformes, Sebastidae. Bases 488 to 2359 code for a protein of 623 amino acids. The record is from RefSeq and is a predicted model, not a curated record. Gene Ontology annotation, molecular function: zinc ion binding. The transcript is spliced from 23 exons.
UUUUUGGCAUUAAAACUAAGUUAGUCACUGUAAAAUCUGAUUUAAACUGUUUUAUUACCGGAAUAUGUUUAGUGACUAAUGUUAAUUAGCUGUUUUUGUGUGUGUCAGCGGCACACACGGCUCACUGUCACCGGAGAGAGGAGGGGGCAGGACGGACGGACGGACCGAAGAAGAGGAGUGACUUCUUCUUUCAAAAAUAGUCCACUUCAUCACAACCGGUACCAGAGCAGCGGUAGCGGGUUACGGAGGGUGUUAAACAUGGUUUACAACGGGAAUAAAUAACGGGACCGGGACCGUAUAUUGUUUAAACAAGAAACGAGGCAGCGGCGAAAAGAGGAAGCGGAUAUUUGAAGAGAGAAGAAACUUGGUUUUUAAGUCACACGUUUCAGUGUUGAUGGUAUUUGAACCACGAAUACCUGCCGAAAAUAGUCCCGACGUCCUUUAUUGAGGCUCCUCUGUCUUGUGUGACCCCCCUGACACAGAGAGGAUGGUGAUGGAGGAGGGGGGACAGAGAGACAGAGGGAGGGGGACUCCAACCACAGCAGAAGCAGAGGGAAGACAGAUCCUCGUAGAGCUCGGGGAGCAGAACUUGGAUACCAUUUGUCUCUCCACAUAUCGAACAGCCUGCAAGCUCCGAUUCAUACAAAAGAGAUGCAACUUGCAUCUGAUCGACAUAUACAAUGUGAUUGAGGCGGUGCGGGAUGCUGGUCUGAACGCUGUAGAGCUGAACGCCGGCAUCUCUGUGACCAGACUGGAGAACUUGGUGUCCUCCCUGUUCAACCAGCUCAGCAAGCGCCUGCCCACCACACACACCAUCAACCCGCAAGAGAGCACCGUCCUGUUAAUGGAGUUCAUGCUGUCCGCCAUUGACAGUGAGCCUGACAGUCGCCUGACGGUGCUCUCUGUGAAGGCGAUGCUGGCCACACUGUGUGGAGGGAAACUGAUAGAUAAACUCCGCUAUGUGUUUUCUCAGGUAUCUGACUCCAGCGGCGUGUUAGUCCAGUCCAAGUUUGAUGGUUUCCUGAGGGAGGCUCUCAAGCUGCCCACCGCUGCACAUGAAGGACCGUCCUUUGGCUACACACACACCUUAGCACGCUCAUGCUUCCCACAACAGAAGAGGGUGAUGCUCAACAUGUUCCUGGACAUCGUAUCUGACCCUCCUCAGUGUCUUGUCUGGCUGCCUCUCAUGCACCGCAUGGCCAACGUGGAGCAUGUCUAUCAUCCCGUGUCAUGCUCCUACUGUCGUGGCAACGGCAUGACGGGCUUCCGCUAUCGCUGCCUCCGUUGCCGUGGUUACCAGCUCUGCCAAAACUGCUUCUGGCGCAGCAACGCCAGCGGCUCUCACAGCAGCCAGCAUCAGAUGAAGGAGCACUCGUCCUGGAAGUCCCCGGCGUCAAAGCUUGGCCGAGCCCUGGGCAGGACUCUGGGCUGUGUGUCGUCCAGAGAGCAACGUCAUCCUGUUUACUCAGAGGAACCUGUGAGGACCCUCAACCUUUCCAACAUAGUCCCCUCUCGCCCCACUGGGAACACCAGUGAAGCCAUGAUGCUGUCCGCCUCAGUGCCCGAGUCCGCCAAGAGUUUGGCAGCCGCUCAGCGUAUGAACGAGGAACACGCUCUGAUCGCUGCGUACGUGAAUCGCCUCCAGACCAGCCCAUGUAGUGUGGACAGUCCCAGGAGAGAAGAUGAAGAGCACAAACUGAUCGCCCGCUACACCUCCCGGCUGGCAGAGACUGACAGCACAGGAGUGAUACCGAACCGGAGCAUCAACUUUGAUGUGAACAAACAGAAGAGGGAGCUCAUUGCUCAGCUGGAGUGCAAAAACAGAGAGAUCUUGGCUGAGAUCAAACGUCUCCGCGUAGAGCAUGAUGCAACAUGCCAGGCCACCACCAACCCAACUCUGCUGGCCGAGCUUCGUCUGCUCAGACAAAGGAAAGAUGAGCUGGAGCAGAGGAUGUCGUCUCUGCAAGAGAGCAGGAGGGAACUGAUGGUGCAGCUCGAGGGAUUGAUGAAGCUGCUCAAGGAUGAGGAGCAGCGACAGGCAGCGCAGGCGGCUGGCUCUUCUCACGCCUCUCCUUCUCGACCGAGCCCAUCAACCGUCCGCUCUGUAGGUGCUGCAUCUCCCCAGACUCACAUGUACCCUCCUCAAGAUUCACUCGCUGGGGUCGGUGGUGACGUACAAGAAGCAUUUGCCCAAGGCCCGAGAAGGAACCUGAGGAACGACCUUCUGGUAGCAGCCGACUCCAUCACCAACACUGUGUCCUCGCUGGUCAAAGAGCUGCACUCUGAUGAUGUUCGAGAGGAAGAGGAGAGAUUGCUGAACGGGAAGGACAGAGGCUUCAUUAACAUGCCGUCUCAUUAGCCACUCUUUAUGGAGCCCCUCCUCUUUACAAGAGGACCGCCUGCAGAGCCCAAGCGGUGGAACUACUUCCUGGUCUGCUCCCCGAGCCCAGAUUAAACGCUUAUAAGAAUACUAACCCGCAGUACUAACCCACCGACCCACGAACAGCCAGCCAGACAGACAGACAGACAGGAGACCAGGGGUCAGCCCCGCGUUCAACACACAGGUUAAAAUGAUCGCAGGACAAACAAAAAGCAGAGUGAUGUUUCAUCACGGCCAAAGAAGACUGACCCUGCUGGGAUUAAAAUAUAUCUUCUUGUAUUAAUCGUUAGCCAAUGGGGAUUAACUGCCAAUCAACCAAUCACGAUGCUGGACACCAAACGACCGCUGGGUCCCUACUGAUGUAUAGCUGUGAUUCUGUGUUUGUGUGUGUGUCUUGUCACUGUGGAUUUACUUUUGUUUUGAUUUGAUCAUGCAUAGCUAAAUGAAUCCUACUGAUUUGUACUGUAGCGUGUGCGUGUGUGUGUGCGCUCUGCGUUUUCGAGGGUCGAGUAAGUGAGAGGGACGCCGUGAAGAGACAGAAAGACGUGUUGAGGAAAUUUGUGAAGGAUUAAAAAGUGCAGGAAAGUUUCAGGAUAGAGAUACAGGAUGUAUAGUGGAGAGAAAAAAACAAACAAAAAGAAAGUCAAAAAGACGAGAAGUGAGUUGUAAUGUUUUAAGUUUCGGCACUGUGUGCUUAGUAUUUAUUGCUUUGAUUUGAUCUUUGACAUUUAUUCAUUCAGUUUGAGUGUUUGUUUAUGCGUACGUGAGUGUGGUCCGGCCCUGCUGAGACGAUAAGCUUUAAUGGGACGUUUCCUGCUGUAUAAAGCCCGGCCUGGUGCAGGCUGGGAAGCUGAAGUCCCGGUCCUGGUCCAGGUGUUUGAAACCUGGAACAGAUUAGCUCUACGGGCGCUGGUAUGACAGCAGCUCAGGUUGUCCAGGCCUCUCUGUGUAUCUCGGUACUGCAGUGGGACGACAGUCAAAGAGGAGAUAUCUGAUUACUGUGUGUGUGUGUUUGUGUGUGUGUGUGUGUGUGUGUGUGUGAGAGAGAGAAUAUGAAACCAUUUGCUUCAACAGUUUAUCAACAGAGUAGCAAAGUGGGUGGAGAAGUAUUUAUCCCCUUUACAAAAUCUUCUUUUAAAGGGUCACAUGAUGAUUGAAAGAAUGAUGAAGAAAGUUGGUGGUUGAAUUGCUCACAACUCCAUGUCCACACACAUUUUUGCGUGACCAAUGAUUUAUUUUAUUUUGAUAGAGGAAAAUAUUUAUCACAAAAUCAUGUAAACAGAGACACAAUUAUUUUCCAGCAACAAGAGAAGAAGAAAGAGAGGAGAAAAAGCUAGCAAUCUCAAUCCUUAGGAAAAAUAUACAUCAGGCCGGCAAUAAGUCAUCCAGAGUAGGAUCUCAUCACAACGCCGCCUUUUUGGGGAAAACAAUUCCACGUCCUGCAUAGAGGGCAACAGCCUAAACAGAGGAAGUUGAAACAUGUCUCCAAACUUGUAAUUUAAACAUUCGGUUUAAAUUAAUAACGCUAUGCCAAAGAGUUGCUGUGUAGUUGGUUGCACCAACAAUAAAUCCAAAAACAUCUGAUUUGUUCCUCUGCUAUGUCCUAAAAAAGAUAUAAUGGAGGGGCUUUAUGGCUCAAAGCCAUAGACAAGACCAGUGUUGCGUCAGGCUGCGCUCCUUUUUAGGGGAAAGAAACUUGCUGUCACAUUAAACAGGAAAAUAUCGAUAAGCUGUUGUUUAGCGGGUUAACCGCGGUUUUCACACUGACAUUUAAGGCACAUAUGAUACGUGAAUAUUCACUGUCAGUGCAGUAAAUCGCUAAAUGAUGCUGGUGACAGUGACCAGCAUGGCUAGUUAACGUUAGCUUGAGUGUAAGGCUGCUUCAGUAAUACAGUCAUACAUUAUCAUUAUCAGACUCCAACUAAAUCUCAGCCUAUAGAUCAAACAGUUGGCUAUUAACACGUUGGUUAUUUACAGACAACGACUUAGCCUAACGUGAUUCAAUCAAAUAUGUAACUACAGAUAUCUGGAUAAGCAAUAUCCGGCCACUGUGUUGGACGGGGAAAGACUAUCAAUCUUAAUUAAUCAAGGUAUCGCAAAAUAAUUAUUAGACGUGUUAAAAAAAAAAAAAAUGUUGUUAACGAGAUGAAUGCAUACGAACUUGUCAAAAUUACAAACCAAACAUACGUCAAAUUGCAUUGAAGUCUAUGGGAUCUUUGGUUUUCUUUUUUGGGGGUGCGGCCUUGACUUUUUAGUACCCGUAUGUGCCGGUCUGAUGUAGAAAAUAUAAAACACUUCAUUGUUGUAAUCAGGAACAAAACGCAGCACAUCAUUCAUCCAAAAUUGACUCAUCAAACACAAUUUUAAGCUCUCUGAUUGGAUGUUUCUUACUGCAAUGCUCCAUGGGAGUUGUAGUUGACCUUUCUCCUUUAAGUCUUUACAUAUGGAGUUAUGACUUUUUUUACCAGCAGAUUUUUAUGUUCACCUACGUCCUCAAAGUGCUUCUACUGCCAAUUACCGAACGUUAUGCAAAAAAUAAAUGGGACUUUUACUUUCUAAAUUCUGCCUGCCCGAAAUAUCUCCUCACACUUUACUACUCUUUGAUGCCUUUGUAAGCUUCCUGUACUAUUAAGGGGAUUGUGGGAGUUGACGUUCUCUUUGGAUGUUGAACUACAACCAGCACCCCAAAAAUCUGUAUGCAAAUCAAACAUGACCCAAAGUGACUUACUGAGCUUGAAUCAGAUCAGGUUGAUUUAUUUUUAUGUAGCAGAUGUGAAAUAAUUUUAUCAAAAAUAUGUUUUUAGCAUUUCAGGGUUUUGGUUUCUGCUCAUAUGAAGCUGUAUGUACAUUUUUUGGAUCAGUUUUCAGUUGGCCCUCCACAUUGUUUGACUGACAGCUUGUGUCUGUGAUGAUCACAUUUUCAGACUGACUGAGUGUGUGAAUGAUUAAAUAAAUAAAUGAAUGAGUUCUUGUUUCUGUGUGUGUGUUUGUGAAAGAGAGAGUGAGAGUGAAAUCAAGACUGACAGGACAGACGCGUCCCGACAUGAAACUGUAAACACCUUCAGCUCUGAACCUGCCUGAGCUGACGUUGUGAGUGAAAACUGUGUUUCAUCUGCAAUAAAUAUUUAACGUCAAA